CAUAAAACUACAGCGUCUGGCCUGGAGCGGUCGGUGCUGAGUUUGUGCUGCAGGUCCGGGUCCUGCCGCUGGAUUCCCCCCUCAUCGAUUAUCAUCCGGGAAGGGUAAAAGUCGAAUGGUCCGUUUUUUGUAACUGGGACAUAAAACACUAAAAAUUAUUGAGAGAAGCCUUCGCACCCUUCUCUCUCCCCGCUGCAUGUCUAAUAUUUAGACAUGUUGAGCUUUAUGGAUUCCAGGACUGUACUGCUUCUUAUAGCAUCCCAAGUUUGUCUAUUAGCCGUUGUGAGAUGUCAACUGGAAGAUGACCAGGAGGAUGCUUCUGCCUGUAGGCACGAAGGACAGCUUUAUAACGACAAGGACAUAUGGAAACCAGAGCCUUGUCGCAUCUGUGUGUGUGACACGGGAACGGUUCUGUGUGAUGACAUUGUCUGCGAGGAGCUAAGAGACUGCCCCAAACCUGAAAUCCCAUUUGGAGAGUGUUGCCCCAUCUGCCCUGCUGACCAGCCGCCACCGUUUGGUGGAGGACCAGGAGCCAAGGGUCAGAAGGGUGAACCUGGAGACAUUACAGAUGUUGUAGGACCAAGAGGACCAUCCGGCCCCAUGGGCCCACCAGGAGAGCAAGGACCCCGAGGACCAAGAGGAGAAAAAGGAGAGAAGGGGAGCCCCGGUCCUCGUGGCAGAGAUGGUGAACCUGGCACCCCUGGAAACCCUGGACCCCCCGGGCCUCCAGGACCUAAUGGACCCCCUGGACUUGGUGGAAACUUUGCUGCUCAAAUGACCAGCGGUUUUGAUGAGAAGGCCGGAGGCGCACAGAUGGGUGUGAUGCAAGGACCAAUGGGGCCCAUGGGACCGAGAGGACCACCUGGGCCCUCAGGAUCACCUGGCCCACAAGGUUUCCAAGGCAGCCCAGGAGAGGCUGGAGAGCCUGGACAAUCUGGCCCCAUGGGUCCCCGUGGCCCCUCCGGACCUCCUGGAAAACCCGGAGAUGAUGGUGAACCAGGUAAACCAGGGAAACCAGGUGACCGUGGACCCACCGGACCUCAGGGAGCUCGUGGUUUCCCAGGAACUCCUGGUCUGCCAGGCAUCAAGGGACACAGAGGUUAUCCAGGUCUUGACGGUGCAAAGGGAGAAACUGGUGCUGUUGGUGCGAAGGGUGAGGCCGGUGCUCCCGGUGAGAGCGGCGCUCCUGGACCCAUGGGACCUCGUGGUUUGCCUGGGGAGAGAGGACGUCCCGGAUCCACUGGAGCUGCUGGUGCACGUGGAAACGAUGGCUUGCCUGGUCCUGCUGGUCCUCCAGGCCCUGUUGGUCCAGCUGGAGCUCCAGGCUUCCCCGGAUCUCCUGGUACAAAGGGUGAAGCUGGUCCUACUGGCGCUCGUGGUCCCGAAGGAGCCCAGGGGCCCCGUGGAGAGUCAGGCACUCCUGGAUCACCUGGACCCUCUGGUGCUUCUGGUAACCCUGGCACUGAUGGUAUCCCUGGAGCUAAAGGUUCAGCAGGUGCUCCAGGUAUCGCAGGUGCUCCUGGUUUUCCUGGACCUCGUGGGCCUCCUGGACCUCAGGGAGCAACUGGACCUCUUGGGCCAAAAGGAACAUCUGGAGAUCCAGGAAUCCCCGGAUUCAAGGGGGAAGCGGGACCAAAGGGAGAAAUUGGACCAGCUGGACCUCAGGGAGCCCCUGGCCCUCAAGGAGAAGAAGGCAAGAGAGGACCCAGAGGUGAGCCUGGUUCUGCUGGACCUCUUGGACCUCCAGGAGAAAGAGGAGCUCCUGGCAACCGUGGUUUCCCUGGUCAGGAUGGUCUGGCUGGUCACAAGGGAGCCCCAGGUGAGCGCGGACCCCCUGGGGCCAGCGGUGCCAAAGGAGCCACUGGUGACCCUGGCCGUCCUGGAGAGCCUGGUCUUCCUGGUGCAAGGGGUCUGACUGGUCGUCCUGGUGAUGCUGGACCUCAGGGCAAAGUUGGGCCUUCUGGAGCUCCAGGUGAGGACGGACGUCCAGGACCCCCCGGCCCUCAGGGAGCCAGAGGACAGCCUGGUGUCAUGGGGUUCCCUGGACCCAAAGGAGCAACUGGUGAAUCUGGCAAAUCUGGUGAGAAAGGACUGGCUGGAGCUCCUGGUCUGAGAGGUCUGCCCGGAAAAGAUGGAGAAACGGGCGCGGGUGGACCCCCUGGCCCUGCUGGCCCCGCUGGGGAGAGAGGAGAGCAAGGACAGCCUGGUCCCUCUGGUUUCCAGGGUCUUCCAGGACCUCCUGGCCCUCCCGGUGAGGGAGGCAAACCGGGAGACCAGGGCGUUCCAGGAGAAGCUGGAGCUGCUGGUGCCACUGGACCCAGAGGAGAGCGUGGUUUUCCGGGAGAGAGAGGAGCUGCUGGAACGCAAGGUUUGCAGGGACCCAGAGGUCUUCCUGGGACUCCUGGAACUGACGGUCCCAAGGGAGCCAUUGGACCUGCUGGAGGUCCAGGAGCUCAGGGUCCACCAGGCCUGCAGGGUAUGCCAGGAGAGAGAGGAGCUGCUGGCAUUCCUGGACCCAAAGGAGACAGGGGUGAUGUUGGAGAGAAAGGACCUGAAGGUGCUCCUGGCAAAGAUGGCGCCAGAGGUCUUACUGGUCCAAUUGGUCCUCCUGGUCCUGGUGGUCCAAAUGGCGAGAAGGGUGAAUCUGGACCUGCUGGACCAUCUGGACCUGCUGGUGUUCGUGGUGCACCUGGAGACAGAGGAGAGACUGGACCUCCUGGGCCUGCUGGGUUUGCUGGACCUCCUGGAGCCGAUGGUCAGCCUGGAACCAAAGGAGAGCAGGGAGAAGCAGGACAGAAGGGAGAUGCUGGAGCCCCUGGACCCCAAGGACCAUCCGGUGCCCCUGGCCCUUCGGGUCCUACAGGUGUUUCUGGACCUAAAGGUGCUCGUGGUGCCCAGGGUCCUCCUGGUGCCACUGGUUUCCCUGGAGCUGCUGGGCGAGUUGGACCUCCUGGCCCCAACGGUAAUCCUGGACCCGCAGGUCCUGCUGGCCCUCCUGGUAAAGACGGACCAAAAGGAGUGAGAGGAGACGGUGGACCUCCAGGCAGACAGGGUGACGCUGGACUACGCGGUCCUGCAGGAGCUCCAGGAGAGAAGGGCGACCCUGGAGAGGACGGUCCCCCUGGUCCGCUAGGUCCCUCGGGUCCUCAGGGAUUGGCUGGUCAGCGCGGUAUUGUUGGUCUACCCGGGCAGAGAGGUGAAAGGGGUUUCCCUGGUUUGCCUGGGCCUUCUGGCGAGCCUGGAAAGCAGGGUUCUGCUGGUGGUCCUGGAGACCGUGGACCGCCUGGACCAGUCGGACCUCCUGGGCUCACUGGUCCUGCUGGAGAACCUGGUAGAGAGGGCAACCCUGGAUCUGAUGGACCUCCUGGUAGAGAUGGUUCUCCUGGAAUUAAGGGUGACCGUGGCAACACCGGUCCUGCUGGUGCUCCUGGUGCUCCAGGUGCUCCUGGGGCUCCCGGCCCAGUCGGUCCCACUGGAAAACAGGGAGACAGAGGGGAGUCUGGUGCCCAAGGACCAGCUGGACCUCCAGGACCUGCCGGUGCCAGAGGAAUGCCUGGACCCCAAGGCCCCCGUGGUGAUAAGGGUGAAGCUGGAGAGUCUGGUGAGAGAGGUCAGAAGGGGCACAGAGGUUUCACCGGUCUGCAGGGUCUCCCUGGACCACCAGGUCAACCUGGAGACCAGGGUGCCACUGGACCUGCUGGGCCUUCUGGACAAAGAGGACCACCUGGACCUGUUGGUCCUGCUGGAAAAGACGGGUCAAAUGGCUUACCAGGACCCAUCGGACCCCCUGGACCUCGUGGUCGUACUGGAGACUCUGGUCCCGCUGGUCCUCCUGGAAACCCUGGACCCCCUGGUCCUCCCGGUCCUCCCGGUCCUGGUAUUGACAUGUCUGCCUUCGCUGGUCUGGGUCAAACAGAAAAGUCUCCCGAUCCCCUGAGGUACAUGAGGGCAGACCAGGCCGCAGGGAAUCUCCGUCAACAUGACGCAGAGGUCGAUGCCACCCUCAAGUCCCUCAACAACCAGAUUGAGAACAUCCGCAGCCCAGAGGGAUCCAAGAAAAACCCUGCCCGCACCUGUAGAGACCUGAAGCUCUGCCAUCCCGACUGGAAGAGCGGUGAGUACUGGAUUGAUCCAAAUCAGGGCUGCACUGUAGAUGCAAUCAAAGUUUUCUGCAACAUGGAGACUGGGGAGUCCUGUGUGAACCCCAAACCUGCCAAGAUCCCACGCAAGAACUGGUGGUCCAGCAAGAGCAAAGAACGCAAACAUGUCUGGUUCGGAGAGGAAAUGAACGGAGGAUUCCAUUUCAGUUACGGUGACGACAGCCUGGCACCCAACACCGCCUCCAUUCAGAUGACUUUCCUGAGGUUGCUGUCAACAGAGGUUUCCCAAAAUCUCACUUACCACUGUAAGAACAGCGUGGCCUACCUGGAUGCUUCACUAGGCAACAUGAAGAAGGCCGUCCUGCUGCAAGGCUCCAACGAUGUGGAGAUCAGAGCCGAGGGCAACAGCCGCUUCACCUACAGCGUCAUGGAAGACGGCUGUGCGAGACACACAGGACAGUGGGGUAAGACAGUUUUCGAAUACAGGUCGCAGAAAACCUCCCGUCUGCCCAUCGUGGACAUUGCCCCCAUGGAUAUCGGUGGAGCAGACCAGGAGUUUGGAGUUGAUAUUGGGCCAGUUUGCUUCUUGUAAAGAAUGAGCAGCUGCGAAGAGGAGGAAGAAAAAGCGGCUGUUUGAAAAAAAAAAAAG
Poecilia latipinna (sailfin molly) is the source of this 4749-nucleotide messenger RNA. It is a transcript of the gene col2a1b, whose product is annotated as collagen, type II, alpha 1b. Gene Ontology annotation, biological process: extracellular matrix organization. The record is from RefSeq and is a predicted model, not a curated record. NCBI's taxonomy places the organism in Eukaryota, Metazoa, Chordata, Actinopteri, Cyprinodontiformes, Poeciliidae. Bases 214 to 4692 code for a protein of 1492 amino acids. The transcript has 54 exons. Gene Ontology annotation, molecular function: protein binding; extracellular matrix structural constituent conferring tensile strength.